Penicillium soppii is the source of this 681-nucleotide messenger RNA. Its product is annotated as putative GPI anchored protein. Bases 1 to 681 code for a protein of 226 amino acids. The transcript is spliced from 2 exons. The record is from RefSeq and is a predicted model, not a curated record. Lineage: Eukaryota; Fungi; Ascomycota; Eurotiomycetes; Eurotiales; Aspergillaceae.
AUGAAGUUCUCUAUUCUGGCCCUCGCGGCCAUCGUGCCCUACGCUGCAGCCCACUUUAAGCUGAAUUGGCCUACAUCCCGCGGUUUCGAUGAAGACACUAUGCCCAACUUCCCUUGCGGUGGUAUGAGCCAGUCCUCAAACCGCACCAAGCUUCCGCUGUCCGGAGGUUCAUUCCCCGUUGCCAUUGAAAUGCACCAUGCCCAAACAGCUGUUGAGGUUCUCCUCUCUCUUGGCAGCGACCCAGGUGACAAUUACAAUAUUGUCCUCGAGCCCACUUUUGGAGUCACCGGCCUCGGCGCCUUUUGUCUACCCCAUGUCGCUAUCAACGAGAAGCUAAUCGGCCGUAACCUCACUGAUGGACUGAAUGCGACACUUCAAGUCCAAACUAAUGGUGACCCAAGCGGAGGUCUUUACGCUUGUGCCGAUGUCCAAUUCUCCUCUUCUGUCACCUACUCGGUCCCCUCUGCGUGCAGCAACAACACCAACGUCGUCGGUACUCUUUUCUCUGGCGAUUCCGCCAAGCGCAAUGCCAACGAGUCGACUGCUCAGGGUUCGGCCCAAAGCGGUUCUUCUUCCACUAAUUCCACUACUUCGACUUCCAAGGGCGCUGCCAUGCCCAUGCAAACUGCCGCUUGGGGUGUGAUUGGAGCUGCGGUCGUCGGUGGUCUUGCUGUGCUGUAA